UAGGCCCUUUGUUGUCUCCCUUUAAAGUCUUAUGUAGACAUUUAGCAAUUAGCUCCAAACAUGGUCUCCAUCGCCGGCAGAAACCAGCUAGUCCAAAAAAUCAUUGAAGCAGUUUUUUAACUUCGUGGGACUCUGAGGGCCAGUAUGGCCUGUUUCCCUUGGGGUGACAAGGUCUGGACUCUUAGGGGCUGCAGCAGUUCCCAGCCUAGACAAGACGGCCCUCCCUAUAAGGAAAUGGGCACCCCAGGAACACUGGAAAGAAGCCUGAGUUCUGAGAUGUCAGCAGGCCCCAGCGUUUACAUUGUGGUUCGGGAGCAACCAUCUCCGGACCACUGGUAUUCACUCAACCCGUCACAAAUCCUACACAUCACUAGGAAUCAUCCUGUCCUUGUGAGUGCACAAGACCAGAGAACUUUGAAAGAGGGCAAAACCUUAGGGGCCCUCCAGCUCCUGAUUGGCGUGAUAUACAUUAGCCUCGGUGGCAUCAUGGAUACCAUCAAGAUGACUGGGAACUAUAUAGCCCCCUCAUUCACCGGAGGCGUUCCCUUCUGGGGUGGUAUCUCGUUUAUCAUUUCAGGAUCCUUCUCAGUGGCAUCAGAACUGCUGCCAAACUCUCUUUACCUGUUGAGGACUUACAUCAUCGUACACAUCUUCAGUGCAAUCACGUCUGUGAUUGGAAUGUCUCUCUUCAUCGCAGAGAUCAUUAUCAACAGCCCAUAUAUACACCUCUACAUGGAAGUGUUCUUUGGAAGGACUACUUCUGGCAUACUGCUCUCCUUCAGCAUCUUGGAGUUCUGGAUUGCUUUCGCAUGUACCAUCCUUGGCUACAGACAUAACAAAAGCCUUGUGGAAGCCCAAAACAGUUCUGAAGCAAACCAAGUGGACACCGAACAACCAGGGAACUCACAUUAGACAGAUUCCAAUAAGGUGCAGAAUUCCCAAUAUGCUAAACGUUCUAAAAGCAUCUUUCACUGGGACCAAAGGAAGAUCUCCCCUUACCAGACUUCUGAAACUCAGCUUCUUCCUUCCCUGACAAACUAAGGAAUGUGUCUUUCCAACUGUGUGUACCCUGGACUCCAUUUACUUCAUCCUGGUAAAUUGUGCUGUGCCUCUAUUAAAAAUGAAAUGGAAAUUUCAAGUGGAUUUUAGCAAAGAGGUCCUCCCUAGGGCAGCCACAUGUGGGGACAUCACAUGCACUUAUUCAUGUGCUUCCCUGCGUGGGCUUAGGAGUUAGAGGAAUAAAUGUCCUGACAACCCAAGCUUCAUUAUUUCAAUCAUUCACUCAGUGAAUAAAUAUGAGCUGAGCAUUUGAUAUGUUCAAGCCUCUUCAUGGCAGGAGAAGGAUGAACAUGAGUGAACACACAAAGUGUUUGAUUUCAAGGCACUUCUGUCUCACAUGGGAGAACCACAUGCAAAUAUCUUUCUCUAACACAAAGCAAAAUGUGAGGAUGUAUAAAGAAAACAGAGAGGGAAAUGAUUUAUUUCUGGCAGUGACAGGGAAGCAGAGAACAAGACUCAUUGAGUAAUCAACAUUUGCUGGUGCAUUAAAGAGAGUGGCAUUUUUAUUGA
Molecule: messenger RNA, 1569 nt
Organism: Phyllostomus hastatus (greater spear-nosed bat)
Lineage: Eukaryota; Metazoa; Chordata; Mammalia; Chiroptera; Phyllostomidae
Product: membrane-spanning 4-domains subfamily A member 8-like
Exons: 8
Coding region: 145-912 (255 amino acids)
Biological process (GO): cell surface receptor signaling pathway
Cellular component (GO): plasma membrane
Source: RefSeq, a predicted model, not a curated record